AUGAUUUGUCAAGAUGACAUAUCAAUAUUCCUUGGUGAUCUAAUUGCCACUGAAGUUCUAAAUGAAUUCCGUAAAAUGACUGCAAAAGGUAAGCCUGCAACCCGAUCUAAUGGGGUCAACGAAUGGACGGUGUUGGCGAGCGUUGUUGCGGUGAUUAAUGGUAAAACCCUUUCGGAAACCCCCGAAAUCAGAGUGCUCACUCUUGCUACUGGGGUAAAAUCUCUUCCGGUUGAGUUUAUUGAUAGGAAUUCUGCAAAAGGACGGUUGGUGCACGAUUCACACGCCGAGAUUUUGGCGCUUCGAAUGUUUAAUUAUUAUUUGAUCAAUGAGAUCCUUCGAUUGGAAGGGAAACAUCCUAAAAUGCCACUGAAUAAUAUAAAACACGAAUCAAUUUUGAUGAAGCAACAAAGGGAGCCAGGAUUUAUGUAUAAGAUUAAAGAUGAUGUGGAGUUGGCAUUAUAUAUUUCUGAAUUGCCUUGUGGAGAUGCAAGUUUGAAAGUUUCACUAGCAGAUGAUAAUGGCAACGAUGUUGAAGCGUGGCAAACUCCUGUGAAAAGAUUGAAAACCGGUAAAGACAAUAAUGGAAUAAUUAGAGGAAGAAAUCAUUAUUCAGAAGAGGGUCUGGUGCGUACCAAGCCAGGUCGACCUGAUUCUCCGGUAUCAUUGUCAAAGUCUUGUUCAGAUAAGUUGACAUUGAAACAAUAUAUAGGUAUUCUUAACUGUGUCACGUCUCUACUAAUUAGCCCGAAGAAUUCAUUUUUACGAUGGUUAGUGAUUCCCAAACCUCGGCUACAACCUAGUAAUUGUGAGGAUAUAAUUAGGUGUUUCAAGACUAGGCUUCAAACUGAUCCCAACUUGCAGAGCGAUGGUGGUGCCUAUUUGCUAAGACAUUAUGAGAUCCUUCCGACAGAGAAAAAAUUCCAAUAUUCUAAGCAUGAUGCUGACCAGGUGCCGUCUAUGAAUGCGAUUGUAUAUUUGGCGGAUUAUCAAAAGUUUCCAAACACCAAUAUGAUCAAAGGUGGUAAAAACCCCAUUGUCGUGCACGAAGUCAUCAACAGUGGAGUCAAACUAGGCUGUAAAUCAAAGAAAGAAAAGAAUUGUGUAAGUUCUGCAAGCUCUUCGGUAAUAUCCCGAAGAAAACUAACGGAGCUUGCGAUUCCAAUUAUACCAAAUGUCCUGGAAAAAUUGGAUUAUGCAUUCAUAAAACAGUCAAAUAAAGAAAGAGAAGCAGCAAAGACACUAUGUCAAAAUCAGCUUGGUGGCUGGGUCAAGAACACUACAGACAAUUUCCCAUCGGAAAUUAAAAAAUUAAUAGAUUAUUUCUAG
Messenger RNA from Saccharomycopsis crataegensis, 1326 nucleotides. RefSeq names its product tRNA-specific adenosine deaminase (gene TAD1). The transcript has a single exon. The record is from RefSeq and is a predicted model, not a curated record. Bases 1 to 1326 code for a protein of 441 amino acids. Lineage: Eukaryota; Fungi; Ascomycota; Saccharomycetes; Ascoideales; Saccharomycopsidaceae. Gene Ontology annotation, biological process: tRNA wobble adenosine to inosine editing. Gene Ontology annotation, molecular function: tRNA-specific adenosine-37 deaminase activity; RNA binding.